AUGGAGGCGGCGGGCGCUCAGCUCCAGCCCGCGGCCGGGGGCGGCGGGGCGGCGGCCUGCCCCCGCGCGCACCGCCUCUCCCCCGCGCCGCCUCCGCAGGCCAAGAUCGUCAGUCGCAACGUGAACGGCACGCUGGUGGUGACGUCAGCGCCGGCCAACGAGGCGGAGCUGCAGCUGUACAGGGUGAUGCAGCGCGCGAGCCUGCUCGCCUACUACGACACCCUGCUGGAGAUGGGCGGGGACGACGUGCAGCAGCUGUGCGACGCGGGCGAGGAGGAGUUCCUGGAGAUCAUGGCGCUCGUGGGCAUGGCCUCCAAGCCCCUGCACGUGCGGCGCCUGCAGAAGGCCCUCCAGGAGUGGGUCAGCAACCCAGCCAUGUUCCAGAUCCCGCUGGUGUCGACGCUGGGAGGCGGUCCGGUGGCCUUCCCGCCCUGCCCCCGGCUGCUGGCGCUGUCGCCGCAGCCCCCGGGACUCGGCCCCGGCCCCAACAACCACCACCAGCCGCCAGGCCCGCCGCCGCAGCAGCAGCCGCAGCAGCAGCAGCAGCAGCAGCAGCAGCAGCAGCAGCAGCAGCAGCAGCAGCAGCAGGCGGCCAGCCCCCACGCCGGCCUGUCGUCGUCGCCGCCGCACUCCCAGGAGGGCGGCGCGGCGGGGUCCAGCGGCAGCCCCGGCUCCCCCGUGCAGCUCACCCCCCUGCUCCUGGAGUCGCAGGUCGCGCGCAUCGCGGAGGCCGCCGACCGCCUGGUGCGCGCGCUGCCCCAGUUCGAGCCGCGGCCGCACAACGCCAAGAAGAAGGUGUGCAAGGACCUGGAGCUGGUGGUCAACAUGGCCGACGACGACCCGCGCCGCAUGGACGAGAUCCGCAAGUACGCCGCCAUCUACGGCCGCUUCGACUGCAAGCGGAAGCCGGAGAAGCCUCUCACGCUGCACGAGGUGUCGGUGAACGAGGCGGCGGCACAGCUGUGCAGGUUCUGCCCCGCGCUGCUGACCCGCCGCGACGAGCUGUUCCCGUUGGCUCGCCAGGUGGUGCGCGACUGCGGCUACCCCUACUUCAAGGGCCACUCCAGCGCGCCGGGCUGGCCGCGCGCCCAGCAGCGCUGCCACAACGGCGACGACCACUCGGGCGCCAAGCGGCAGCGCCUGUCGCCUCCGCCCGGGGACUUCCCCGACGCUGAGCUGCAGCUCCGGGGCUCCGGGAGGCAGGAGCGGCUGGGGCGGAUCGCGGAGGAGCUGCGCGCCGUGUCGGAGCGCACGCAGGAGCUGGUGCUGACGGCGCAGCACGUGCGCCGGGAGGGGGACUUCCCCGCGCUGCACUCCCUGCAGCAGCAGAUGGAGCAGCUGCAGAACAGGCAGACGCAGCUGCUGCUGGAGCAGGGCGAGCUGCUCAAGCAGUCCAGGUACUACCGGCGCUCCGGGGGCCAGGCACCGGCCGGCGCAGACGGCGAGCGGCCGGACACGGACGACACCGACUCCCAGUUCUCCUUCAGCAACGCCAGCUCCCCGUCCCAGGAGGUCGGCGACUCGCGAGACGGCCUGGCGGCGAGAGAGCCCGACACGUCGGCGACCCCGGAGACCAGGACGCCCUGCAAGAUCUCCAAACAGGUCGGAGUGGUUGCGCUGAGAGACGCUGUGUGCUCCCAGUCUGUGCAGGACACUCUCCUCGACGAAGGACUGCGAGUGGUGAAGGAGCUGGUCGGCAAGGGCUGCCACGCGGAUCCCCUCCAGGACAACAAAGUGCAGGUGAUAGCCUCUGGCGGAGGCGGGAACAUCAUCGCGGUGGCCAACCCAGCGUUGUCGAUGUCACCGGCGCUGCCUGACCCCACCAACCACAAGCUGCCCCUGACGCGGUCGCACGGCGCCGUGACGAUGAAGCAGGAGCCCCCCUCCCCGCCCGAGAGCACGCCCGCCACGGACUGAGGGCCACGCGGUGCCUCGGGCCCAGUGCACUCCCUCCAGGGGAGUUCUUCACGACCUUCGUCAAUACAAUAGCAUCGGGAUCUUUGUGGUUCUUCACGAUCUUCGUCGACAAGAUGGCAUCUAGAGCUUCGUUGUUCUUCAAGACCUUCAUCGACACUAUGGCAUAUGGAUCUUCAUUGUUCUUCACGACAGUCAUCUAUACAGCAUCUGGAUCUUAAUUGUUCUUCACAACCAUCAUCUAUACAGCAUCUGGAUCAUCAUUGUUUUUCACAACCAUCAUCUAUACGGCAUCUGGAUCAUCAUUGUUCUUCACGACAGUCAUCUAUACAGAAUCUGGAUCUUCAUUGUUCUUCACAACCAUCAUCUAUACAGCAUCUGGAUCUUCAUUGUUCUUCAUGGCCUUUAACGACACAAUGGCAUCUGGAUCUUCAUUAUUCUUCACGAAAUUCAUAUCAACACAAUGCCAUUGUUCUUCAUGAAAUUCAUCGACAUGGUCUUCUCCAAUCUUCACAACUUUUUUGAGAUUUUGUCUAACCUAUAAAGAUGGCAGAAAAACUUAAUGUUUAUAAUUUUGACAAGCAAUUAAGUUUUCGUUCACUCAUGAAUUAAAUUUUAACUCUUACCAUAUAUAUAUAUAUAUAUACAUACACACACAC
Bacillus rossius redtenbacheri is the source of this 2573-nucleotide messenger RNA. It is a transcript of the gene nab, whose product is annotated as NGFI-A-binding protein homolog. NCBI's taxonomy places the organism in Eukaryota, Metazoa, Arthropoda, Insecta, Phasmatodea, Bacillidae. The transcript has 13 exons. Gene Ontology annotation, molecular function: transcription coregulator activity; transcription factor binding. The record is from RefSeq and is a predicted model, not a curated record. Gene Ontology annotation, cellular component: nucleus. Gene Ontology annotation, biological process: negative regulation of DNA-templated transcription. The coding region runs from base 1 to 1917 and encodes 638 amino acids.